Molecule: messenger RNA, 928 nt
Organism: Drosophila arizonae
Lineage: Eukaryota; Metazoa; Arthropoda; Insecta; Diptera; Drosophilidae
Source: RefSeq, a predicted model, not a curated record
AUUCUUAAUUUGAUGAUGCGGCGAUUUGUGAGCGUAUUUGGUAAACAAAAAUGCAAAAUAAUUGGCAUGAUACAUGUGGAUACGUUGCCAGGCACUCCUCGCUAUGCCGGCAACUGGAAUCAGACUAUUGAGAAGGCCAAACACGAGGCGGAGCUGUACAGGAGGCAGCAAAUGGAUGCAGUGCUCAUCGAGAAUAUGCACGAUAUACCCUACGUGCAGGAUCGCCACCUUGGCGCUGAGAUUGUUUCGUGCAUGACGCGACUGUCGCUGGCCGUGCGCGAGAUUCUGCCCAAGCAGACGCCUUGCGGCGUGCAGGUGCUGGCCUGUGGCAACAAGCAGUCGCUGGCCAUAGCCAAGGCCUGCCAGCUGCAGUUCAUACGCGCCGAAGGCUUUGUCUUUGGCCACGUGGCCGAUGAGGGCUACACGGACGCCUGCGCCGGCCAGCUGCUGCGCUAUCGCAGGCAGAUCGAUGCUGAGGAUGUGCUCGUCUUUACGGAUCUGAAGAAGAAGCACAGCUCGCAUGCCAUAACAGCAGACGUCAGCCUGCUGGAAAUGGCUCAUGCGGCGGAAUUCUUUCUCACGGACGGAAUCAUUGUCACGGGCACGGCAACGGGUCAGGCGGCUAGUCCCGCAGAUGUCCAGGAGCUAGCCGGCCAGCUAAAGGUGCCACUCAUAAUAGGCUCGGGCGUAACCAGGGACAACAUAAGUCAAUAUUUCCCAGAUGCACAAGCUGCCAUCAUUGGCUCCCACUUCAAGCGCAACGGCGACUGGCAGCAGGAGAUCGACGAGCGGGCCGUGGACGGAUUCAUGAGCCGAGUUAGAGAGCUGCGAGGCGCGUGCUGAUGUAAAGAGAUUGGCAAAAAAGUCAUAAAUACGCUCGCGUAGCGAUGGGGCUUUGAUAGCCUCUGCAUUGCUUCCACUGCUGGGG